GUUGACAGAAUUCAAGGGGACCCAACGUGGACCAAUCACGUAAGGACAAAUUGUCGAAAACGUUGAACUUCUAUGAGCUCGCCUAGCGGUUUCUGAUGAUUUCGUUUCCUCGCAAUUAAUUCAUCGCCAACGCAACGUGGACUGCUCAAAACAUUCCACAACUCGCACCUGCGUCAACUGUUUUAUUCUUGCUGAGGCUGUUUUAUAAUUGAAAAUGGAGCUGCAAGUGGUUUUUCUUGUGCUCCUCGUAUCGGUGGCCAGUAUCAGCGCGCUCAAAGCCGGAGAAUGUGAGGUUUGCAUUAAAACUCUGGACAAGUUUGCUGCCACAUUAGAGGAAAGUGAGAAAACAGAUCCCAAAAAGAUUGAAACUGCAUUUAAAGAGUUCUGCAAGAAAGUAAAAGAUAAAGAGAACAGAUUUUGUUAUUACCUUGGAGGGUUAGAAACAUCAGCUACAGGUAUUCUUGGUGAGAUGUCCAAGCCUUUGUCAUGGUCCAUGCCUUCAGAUAAGAUUUGUGAGAAGCUGAAGAAGAAGGACGCGCAAAUUUGCGAUUUGCGUUAUGAUGUGCAGAUUGAUUUGAAAACCGUGGACCUGAAGAAGCUCAAAGUGAGAGACCUGAAGCGGAUUAUCAACGACUGGGGCGAGGAUUGCACCGGCUGCAUUGAGAAGUCGGAGUUCAUCAGUAGAAUAGAAGAAUUGAAAGUAGUGCAUUCUGAACUGUAAUCUAGGAUAAUUGUAACAAAUUUCUAUAGUUGUAACUUAAAUUGAAUUGUCGCGUCGCGUUGGCACCCGGUUGAGAUUUUGAGUGUAAGUUGAAGACUGUAAUUGUUAGUUUCUGUGCGUUUUUCAUAUCAGUGUUGAUUUCGAAAUUAUUAUCACGCAUAUCUUGUCUUGUAUUGUUUCAUUCUGGAAUGGCAAUAUAUUUUCGUAAUUGAGAA
Molecule: messenger RNA, 936 nt
Organism: Dalotia coriaria
Lineage: Eukaryota; Metazoa; Arthropoda; Insecta; Coleoptera; Staphylinidae
Product: mesencephalic astrocyte-derived neurotrophic factor homolog
Biological process (GO): neuron projection development; dopaminergic neuron differentiation
Cellular component (GO): endoplasmic reticulum
Source: RefSeq, a predicted model, not a curated record